AUGCCGGACGACCAUAGAACUGACGAAGAGAGAGGGGCAGCCUCGUCCAGACAGCCUGCCACCGCUACGAUAGACGACCACGACCCAGACAGAGCAGACAACGACAACCUACUCCCCUUUGGCCUUGCAAACGACGGCCCGUCAGUGGUUCCAGUCUGGCUGGCUGAGAGCUCAAAGUCAUUCCGCUGGGGCUGGGUCCCGCUGCCGUUGCGAAAGGCCGGCCGCGCAGCGAUCAAGUGGCUUAAGGGCCCGGAUCCGCCGCACGAGUUACGAUUCGAGCCGCUGUUCCCUGGCAUACAGGAGGCGCCGGUCGCCUUUCUGGAGCGCUAUUUUCCAAAGAAGAAACAGAAGAUAUUCCUGCUGCUGGGCCUGUACUUUGCGUGGUUUAUGUCCUGGGGCCUGACGCUGCGGUAUUCAGUCUCGACCAGUGCACAUCGCUGUGGUAUCAACGGUUACGACUGUCGCCCUUUUGAAUCUUCCUCGUUCGCAUUUCGAUGUCCUGCGUUCUGUACGAGCGCACAACUGCUCAACCCAUACACAGUAGGAAACAAAACGUUAAACUACCAGCCUCUUAUCGUCGGUGGCCCUGCACCUGGGGCACCCGAAGGAGAUGGCGUAUAUCGUGCGGAUAGUUAUGUUUGCCAGGCUGCAAUCCAUGCUGGCGUUGUGUCUGGCGCCCAUGGAGGAUGCGGCGUCGUGAAGCUGGUAGGCUCUUCCGACGAGUACCACAGCAGUGAAGCGAACGGGUUUAACUCUACGGCAUUCCCGUCAAGGUUUCCCAAGUCGUACAAGUUCGUCAAGCUGGAAGGGAAAGAGUUCGAUUGUCCACAGGAUAUGCGAUGGAUCCUCCUUGCAAUCACCGCGACAACUCUUGCACUCCUAUCGAUUUUUACCACAUCUCCCGCUGUUUUCUUCUUCAGCACCUUCGUCAUCCUCAUCAUGCAUGUCGGGCUUGUCUCGGACCCCCCUGGUGUCUCUGGUUUGCCUGAGUUGCUCUCUUUGCUAUUCUCCCGCCUUCUACCGGCCAGCUUUAUUGCAUAUGUGUUAUACCUAUAUUGCGCUGUGCCGCUGCUUAAGCCUCUCUCCUCUCCGCCAAUAUACCAGAUCACCAGGACCAUCCUGUACCUGGGCCCUGCAUUCAUUGGAGCGCUUAAUAAUUAUACCUUUGCAAGCUGGAUACCGAUCCAACGCCUCACUCCACACGACAUACAGAACCAACCAGGUGCUCCUCUCGCAUUAGCUAUCGUUUUGACUAUCGUCAUCACGAUAGUCCUCACGCAAGCAUGGCAGAUCCGACAAGGAGGUCUCUUCUUCCACUUCAUCAGAAUUUACCUCGUCAUCGCCGUCUCCAUAUUUAUCCUUCUUGCCCUCCCAGGACUGCGUCUGCGUAUUCAUCACUAUAUAUUGGCCAUCCUUCUCAUGCCAGGAACAGCAAUACCUACACGCCCUUCUAUCGUAUAUCAGGGUCUUCUCCUGGGCCUAUUUGUCCACGGUGUUGGGAGAUGGGGGUUUGCAUCCAUCAUCGAGACUCCUGUUGCGUUAGGGGAACUACCAAGUGUCGGCACUUGGUGGGGCGCGACAUCCCCUAAUAUCACAAAUUCAUCCGUCACUGUCUCUCUUGCCUCUCCGCACGAGAGCCACUACUAUCCCGGCAACGGCAACAUUACAUUCAAGCUGUGGGACCGAGCACUGAUGGACAAGCUACAUGUCGAUGGCGUUAGUGUGCUGGUCAAUGACGUAGAACGCUGGCGCGGAUAUCUGGAUGAAACUAAAAGGGGAAUGUUCACAUGGCACCGUCGUGGCCGUCAGGGGCUAAGCACUAGCGAACUCGACAACCUUUCUACGAUGGGACAGGCUCCGUUGAAGGAUGAUUAUGACGAUGACGAUGAUGAUAUCAAGUCACCUCCACAGGAUUUGUUUUUCCGAUUUGCAUUUUUGCGUGGUUCGAGCGCUGGGUUAUACGGUGGUGUUGGUGUUUGGUUAAGAGAUGGGACUUGGGUGCCACCGCCUCAACCAAGAGCAUGA
Messenger RNA from Microsporum canis CBS 113480, 2025 nucleotides. RefSeq names its product LCCL domain-containing protein. Lineage: Eukaryota; Fungi; Ascomycota; Eurotiomycetes; Onygenales; Arthrodermataceae. Bases 1 to 2025 code for a protein of 674 amino acids. The record is from RefSeq and is a predicted model, not a curated record. The transcript has 2 exons.